Molecule: messenger RNA, 861 nt
Organism: Caenorhabditis bovis
Lineage: Eukaryota; Metazoa; Nematoda; Chromadorea; Rhabditida; Rhabditidae
Source: the annotation of a GenBank genome assembly
AUGUCGUCGACGGUGGCCUCCUACACGCGCUGGUACGAGAGCCAGAAGCCAGUCCCAUACCGUAGCGUUCUUCAAGAGAAGUUCGAGCCGGGACAAACCUUGAUCGUCAAGGGCUCGACGAUCGAUGAGUCGCAGCGUUUCACGAUCAACUUGCACAGCAAGACGGCCGAUUUUUCCGGCAACGACGUGCCGCUUCACAUCUCGGUGCGUUUCGAUGAGGGAAAGAUCGUCCUCAACUCGAUGGCGAAUGGCGAGUGGGGAAAGGAAGAGCGCAAGUCGAACCCGAUCAAGAAGGGAGACUCGUUCGACAUCCGCGUUCGCGCUCAUGACGACCACUUCCAGAUCAUCGUCGACCAUAAGGAGUUCAAGGACUAUGAGCAUCGUCUUCCGCUCUCGUCGAUCUCGCACUUGUCGAUCGAUGGCGACUUGUACUUGAACCAUGUUCACUGGGGAGGAAAGUACUACCCAGUUCCAUACGAGACCGGGCUCCUCAACGGAUUCCCAGUCGGCAAGACGCUUUUGAUCUUCGGAACCGUUGAGAAGAAGGGCAAGCGUUUCCACAUCAACUUGCUCCGCAAGAACGGCGACAUCGCGCUCCACUUCAAUCCGCGUUUCGACGAGAAGCACGUCAUCCGCAACAAUUUGGCCGAUAAGGCUUGGGGAAAUGAGGAGCGCGAAGGCAAAUUGCCGUUUGAGAAGGGCGUUGGAUUCGACUUGGCGAUUACCAACGAGGAGUACGCGUUCCAAUUCUUCGUCAACGGCGAGCGUUGGGGAACUUUCGCUCAUCGCGCUGAUCCGAACGACAUCGCUGGACUCCAGAUCGCCGGCGACAUCGAGCUCACCGGAAUCCAGAUUCAAUAA